AUGGUACCAGGUGAAGACUCUUCAUUAAUUGCCCAUAGAGGAGGCGAUAGCGGAUACAAUACAGUGGAAUCCUUGAAAAAGGAUGGGGAAACGAGCUUAGAGUAUGAGUUCUGGUAUAUGACUAAGACCUCCAUCCCAUUAAUCAUUACGUUUCUCUUGCAAUGUUCAUUAUCGUCCUCAGCUUUGGUUUUCGCUGGAAGGGUUGGGACUUUAGAAGUUGGAGGGAUUUCGAUCGGAAAUGUCACUUUCGCGGUCACUUCGGCUAUAUUUAUCGGUAUUGCAACAUGUUUGGAUACGGUUUGUCCUCAAGCGUAUGGUGCAGGUAAGUACAACAUGGUGGGACUGUAUUUCCAAAGAGGUGUUGCCAUUUCUUUCCUAUUUGCCGUUCCGGUAAUUGCAUUUUGGUAUAAUUCAGAGUACGUUUUAUCGUUUCUAGUGGAGGACGCUGACGUUGUCCAUAUCGCCGCUGUUUAUUUGCGUAUCAUGAUUCUUAGUCUUCCCGGCUAUAUCAUAUUCGAAUGUGGUAAGAAGUACUUACAAGCUCAGGGAGAUUUCGUAACUGGACAAAACAUUCUGUUUGUCUGUGCACCAUUGAACAUAUUGUUGAAUUAUUUAUUUGUUCUAAAGUACAAAUUUGGCUACAUCGGAUCUCCAAUUUCUAUGGUGCUGUCUUAUACUCUUAUGGGGCUCACAAUUGUUGCAUACAUCUGUCGUCAAAUAUAUUUUGGUAAUUCUUCCUGCUGGCAUCCGAUAACUGGGAAUUUCUCGGCAAUUUUCAAGAAUUGGGGUCCCCUUAUUGCUUUAGCGCUACCAGGUUUGAUCAUGAUCGAAGCUGAGUUUUUUGCUUUCGAGAUCAUCACUGUUUUAAGCGCGAAAUUCGGAACGGAAGUCUUAGCUGCACAAAGUAUUGUAGCGACCUUACAAACGUUUUUCUUCCAAUUACCCUUCAGCUGCAGUGUGGCUGCUUCCAAUAGAAUUGCCUAUCACAUUGGUUCUGGAAUCACGGAAAACUGCAAGACAGCGACGAAAGCAACUAUGUUUGGGGUUGGUCCUGCUGCAGGAAUAAUAAAUUUCACAGUGUUGUACUUCGGUCGUUACAAGUUAUGUUCUUUGUUUAAUGCGGACCCGGUUUUGGUAAAUAAAGCUGCAGGAUUACUCUGUGUCGUCGCAUUAAAUCAAAUAUAUGAUUGCUUCAAUGUCAUGGCUGCAGGUGUCUUGAGAGCUCAGGGAAGACAACGAAUCGGUGGGUAUUUAAACAUAAUGGCGUACUAUCUAGUUGGGCUUGAAGUCGGUAUUUUAUUAGCGUUCAAAUUCAAAAUGGAAGUGCUCGGGUUCUGGAUAGGUAUCGGGGUAGGUGUCCUCUUCCUAGCUAUUGGCGAGAACUAUUUCGUUUACAUAUCAAACUGGAGAAAUAUUAUUAGCAAAUCGCAAGACCUACGCCAUGAAGCGUGA
Kluyveromyces lactis is the source of this 1452-nucleotide messenger RNA. Its product is annotated as MATE family efflux transporter. Gene Ontology annotation, cellular component: membrane. NCBI's taxonomy places the organism in Eukaryota, Fungi, Ascomycota, Saccharomycetes, Saccharomycetales, Saccharomycetaceae. Gene Ontology annotation, molecular function: xenobiotic transmembrane transporter activity; antiporter activity. The transcript has a single exon. The record is from RefSeq and is a predicted model, not a curated record. Bases 1 to 1452 code for a protein of 483 amino acids. Gene Ontology annotation, biological process: xenobiotic detoxification by transmembrane export across the plasma membrane.